Messenger RNA from Cucurbitaria berberidis CBS 394.84, 498 nucleotides. Its product is annotated as ubiquitin-conjugating enzyme. Bases 1 to 498 code for a protein of 165 amino acids. The transcript is spliced from 2 exons. Gene Ontology annotation, cellular component: endoplasmic reticulum; cytosol. The record is from RefSeq and is a predicted model, not a curated record. Lineage: Eukaryota; Fungi; Ascomycota; Dothideomycetes; Pleosporales; Cucurbitariaceae.
AUGACCUCCUCCGCCUCAAAACGCCUCUUCAAAGAAUACAAGUCCCUCUCCUCCGACCCCCCAGAAGGCAUAACCGCAGGUCCCAUAAACGAAGAUGACAUGUUCGUGUGGGAAGCUUUGAUCCAAGGACCCGAAGGCACACCCUUUGAAGGCGGAGUUUUCCCCGCGGAAUUAAGAUUCCCCAAGGACUAUCCGCUUGCGCCGCCGAAAAUGAAGUUCGUCACAGAGAUGUGGCAUCCUAAUGUGUACCCCAAUGGCGAAGUUUGCAUAUCGAUCCUCCACGCGCCCGGCGAAGACCCGCUCCAAUACGAACAAGCUAGCGAACGAUGGUCGCCGAUUCAGUCUGUAGAGAAGAUAUUGAUCAGUGUUAUGAGUAUGCUGGCUGAGCCGAAUGACGAGAGUCCUGCGAACGUGGAUGCUGCACGGAUGUGGAGGGAGAAGAGGGCGGAAUAUGAGAAUAGGGUUAGGGCGAAUGUUAGGAGGAGUCUAGGGCUAUGA